Molecule: messenger RNA, 99 nt
Organism: Acanthoscelides obtectus
Lineage: Eukaryota; Metazoa; Arthropoda; Insecta; Coleoptera; Chrysomelidae
Source: the annotation of a GenBank genome assembly
AUGAUUUUAAUUGCAGCAUUUACAGAUAAGGUCACAUGUGUGACCUUUUACCUUCAUAUCUCAAAUAAUUUUAGUAUCAGCAAAAUUAUUUCUAACUGA